Anopheles moucheti is the source of this 2037-nucleotide messenger RNA. RefSeq names its product 2-(3-amino-3-carboxypropyl)histidine synthase subunit 1 (gene Dph1). The transcript has 2 exons. Lineage: Eukaryota; Metazoa; Arthropoda; Insecta; Diptera; Culicidae. Gene Ontology annotation, biological process: protein histidyl modification to diphthamide. Gene Ontology annotation, molecular function: 2-(3-amino-3-carboxypropyl)histidine synthase activity. Bases 325 to 1713 code for a protein of 462 amino acids. The record is from RefSeq and is a predicted model, not a curated record.
CGUCUGGCUAGGCGGUGCAUUGGAGUGAGUGAGUCAGUGCUCAAAUGCAAUCACUUGCGAAGGGUAAACAAUCCCCCUCCCUGGAGUCGCCUUUCAUCGCACAUCGUCGCCGCUGCUCCAGACACAUUGGCUUUUUCUAACGUGGAGGCAUCAUUUGAACGUAAGCAUCUGAGCAGACGAACUGCUGUGUGCAGUGUGCUGACCCCAUUGACCCUGUGACUGCUAAGUGUGGAGAGUAAUUUUUGAAGAUUGGCCAAAGGGCUACUGAGGAACGUGUAAAACAAAGCACCGUGAAUAGUGAAUCAGGAUUUUGCGGAUGUUACCAUGGCAGCAGUACAAGUGGAACAACAGCUCCCGUUAGCGAACGACACGAAGAUCGUAAAGGCGAAACCAGUCCGCAAGGUUUUUAAGGGCGCAUCGCGCGUUAUCAACAAAAUACCCACCACCUUGCUAAACGAUGCUGAACUGAACGAGGCCAUCGCGGCCCUUCCCACGAACUACAAUUUUGAGGUGCACAAAACCAUCUGGCGUGUGCGGGAAACGAAGGCCAAACGUGUUGCACUGCAAAUGCCAGAGGGUCUGCUGAUGUUCUCGCUCGUGAUCAGCGACAUCAUCGAACGCUUCACCGAAGCGGACACCGUCAUCAUGGGGGACGUCACGUACGGUGCCUGCUGUGUAGAUGAUUUUACCGCAAAAGCCCUAGGGGCGGAUCUCCUCGUGCACUACGGGCACAGCUGUCUCAUUCCGAUUGAUCAGACGACGGGCAUCAAGGUGCUGUACGUAUUCGUGGACAUCAAGAUCGACACACUGCACUUUGUCGAUAGCGUCAAGCUGAACUUCCCCCGCGAACGUAAGCUUGCCUUCGUCAGUACGAUCCAGUUCGUGGCCACGCUGCACGCAUCCGCCAAGGAGCUACGAGAGGAAGGAUACGAUGUACUAAUACCGCAAUCCAAACCACUCAGUCCGGGUGAAAUAUUGGGCUGUACUGCUCCACGACUAGCCAAUGGGGCCGAUCCGGAUGGGACAUCGCGUACCCUUAUAUACCUUGGCGAUGGACGCUUCCAUUUGGAGGCCGCCAUGAUUGCAAACCCGGCACUCGAAGCGUACAAGUACGAUCCGUACGAGAAAAAGUUUACCCGAGAGCUGUACGAUCACGAAACGAUGCGUCGCAACCGGAAGCAAGCGAUCGAUAACGCUCGCGAUGCACAGCGUUUCGGACUCAUAUUGGGGACACUAGGACGGCAAGGUUCAACGAAGGUGCUAGAGCAUCUCGAGGGUCGUCUGAAGCACCACGGACGUGAAGCAAUAAUCAUACUACUGUCGGAGAUCUUCCCCACGAAACUCGCCCGAAUGGAACACAUCGAUGCGUUUGUUCAGGUUGCCUGUCCCCGACUUUCCAUCGACUGGGGUACUGCCUUCCCAAAACCGCUACUUACCCCCUACGAACUUUCCGUUGUGCUCGGAGACGCCGAGUGGAACAUACCGGAGUGUACUGCAGCAACCGAAGAGAAACCGAAACCCGUACCCAACCUAGAGGUUGCCUAUCCGAUGGACUUCUAUGCUAAUGCGAGUCUCGGCCAGUGGACACCCAACUUUAAGAAGCUUGAUAUCUGCGAAAACUCAAACGGUGGCUGCUGUGGUCGAUGCAAGGAGGAAAAGGACAAGGUGGACGCGAAGGAAACAUCCGCAAGGAUAGCUGCACAAGAGGAAUAGUUUGGUGGACUUUAGCUGCUUGAUUGGUGCUGCUUGUGCACGUGUUAUAACUAUAAAAUGCACUAGGUAAACGAAAACUGCCCCCUCAAAAUAUUACGAAACAAAUGUAUCGUAUAUUCGCGUAGUUUGUAAGAAUGUGUAAAUAUAUGACAUACCAUAUUCAAGAAAUCUUAGUAACGAUUGUAGCGUUACUCAGCGAUGCUGUUCGAAUGAAUUGUACUGAUUAAGAAUAUCUUUAUUGAAGAAGAAAGGCCAGUUUUUGUUCCCAACAUAUAGUACAAAUCAGGGACAAGUAUUGCAAAGACAUAAAUAUUAAUUACUAUA